UUUCCUUUGGAAGGGAGAGAACUUCACCCAACUCAUGCUGAAAAUGGCUGGCCAUGGCAUCGAGUGUAGCUGGCCGGGGUCCUGAGCAGACAGCCAGGGACUGAGGCACCCUAAUGAGGGACACAAAACCUCCUCGCGGCUGGACGGCGUCCCCCUGGAGACCAGCACCCAGAGCUGACGUCUUGUGGCUGACGCUGUAUCUCCUCUUCCUGGAAUCCCUCCACUGUGCCCUGGCCCUGCCCUCUUGCAAAGAAGAGGAGUACCCGGUGGACAACGAAUGUUGCCCCAAGUGCAGCCCAGGUUACCACGUAAAAGAGCCCUGCGGGGAGCUGACAGGCACCGUGUGUGUGCCCUGUCCCCCGAGGACCUACACUGCCCAUGACAAUGGCCUGAGCGAGUGUCUGCCGUGCCGCGUGUGUGACCCAGCCAUGGGCCUGGUCACCAGGCUCAACUGCUCCAGGACAGGGAACACCCUGUGUGGCUGCAGCCAAGGCCAUUUCUGCGAGGAUGCUGACCACUGUGCUGCCUGCCGGCCCCACACCCUGUGCCGCCCUGGCCAGAGGGUACAGGAGAGAGGCACUGAGAGGCAGGACACAGUGUGCCAAGACUGCCCCCCAGGGACCUUCUCGCCCAACGGGAGCCUAGAGGAAUGUCAGCCCUGGACUGAGUGCAGUGGCUGGGUUAUGAAGGAAACAGAACCUGGGACCAGCAGCUCAGAUGUCACCUGCUCCUUCAGGACCGAACCUAUUUUGAUUAUCAUUUUUCCCAUUCUCAUUUGUAUAUCUGUCACAACAAUCUGGAUCUGCAUAAAAAGAAAGCCCUGGGGUGUGUUCAACAAGCUGAGGGCACCAGAUGCGAGAGGUGAGAACAUGGCCAUGGAUGCCCCGCUGGCCAUUCCGGACAUCACCACAGUGGCCGUGGAGGAGACAGCAUCCAUGCUCACAGAGAGAGACCCAAAGCUCUGACCCAUGGGCUCCAGGACCAGAGCAUCCAGCUGGCAAGACUGCGGGAGCCAGGGGGCCUGGUAGCCCCACCCUGGCGGCCCCUGCCCUGGCUUGGCUUCAUCUUCCAGCCUCCAGAAGAAAAGAUAGAGCCAAUGCUGAGGGUGGGGUGUGGGUGACACACACAAGAUCCCCUGGCUGAGACACUCCCCAGCCAGCCCAGCACACUGCCCACCUAAGGGGCUGCCCUUCUGGAUCCUGCAGAGGCUCGACUGGCCCAUCUGGAGGCAGCUGUGGGCACUACCUCACCCCUCACGGGGACUAGACUGGGUUGGCGUGAUAUUAAAUGAAUACCCUGUUCCAAGGGUUUUUCUAAAUA
Otolemur garnettii (small-eared galago) is the source of this 1320-nucleotide messenger RNA. RefSeq names its product TNF receptor superfamily member 14 (gene TNFRSF14). The coding region runs from base 114 to 965 and encodes 283 amino acids. Gene Ontology annotation, biological process: positive regulation of T cell migration; positive regulation of cytokine production involved in immune response; defense response to Gram-negative bacterium. Gene Ontology annotation, molecular function: protein binding. Gene Ontology annotation, cellular component: external side of plasma membrane. Lineage: Eukaryota; Metazoa; Chordata; Mammalia; Primates; Galagidae. The record is from RefSeq and is a predicted model, not a curated record. The transcript has 9 exons.